AUGCGAAAAUCAACAAUACUCGGGACUUUGCUAGCGUUCUUACCUCUGGCUCGCGGCGCGCUCUACCCGACUCGGCCCAUCGCGAAAACAACACUCCACGUCGGGAAGGAUGAAAUGAUCAAAUGGACCGACGAUGGAAAGGCGCCGCAUCUGAGCCAAAUGGGACCCAUGAAACUGGACCUGUUCGCGGCAAACAACACCUACCUCUGCACGCUCAGCGAUAGCGUCGACCCCACCACCCGCAGCCUCGCCAUAGCACUUCCGCCCGGUCUUGACUACACCGCGCCUCGCUACGCGCUGCACUUCGUCCCGCACCACUCCCGCUACGGCAUCAUAUACACGGCGGACUUUGCCAUCGCUGACAAGGGGAACGACGAUGCGGACGGCGACCGGGAUGCCGGUCCUGAUGCUAGCGCGCCUGCCGCCGAGACGGAUAUGAUGCCCUUCGCCGCCACGCUCGCGCACGAUGAAAAGGCCCCGUCUGCGCUCAAUGAAUCAACCACGCUUACUGCCAACGAAACAGCCGCGCCGCACCUCCUCACGCUCGUGCUCCCCUCGACCACGCUCACCACCACGCUCGCGGGCGCCGCCGUGAUGCGGACGCCCUCGCACUUUACGGUGACCGCGCCGUCGGUUCAAGAGACCGCCCCGUCUCUGAAGCAGGCCGACGAGCCUGAGAAGGAGCAGGCGCAGGAGGAGGACGAGGGUCACGACGGCAGUGACGGGCAUGGCGAUGGCGCGCGCAAUGUCAGCUCGGUGUACCACCCUCCGAUCAAGAACCACGAGUACAACAGUGCGCUGCGCGGCUUUGGCUGGUCCUCGUCUGGUGCUAUCGACUGGGAGCGCCUCAAGUUCAAGCUCGUGUUCAUUGUUUGGCCUGCGAUGGUCGGCAUCUCAAUGGCGGUCUGAGGUCUCGAUCCAAUCUGGCGACCCGCUUCUUGCGUUAUCUUCCCGUCAACCGAUUGUCUACUUGACUUCUCCUGUGACGCCUCUCCGUUCUCUCUCCCUUUAAUCUGCGUUUUCCCUUCGCCUUCAGCCUGCGCCUCCUCUUCUUCGUCUUCGCCUCUGUCUCCUGGUCUCACGACUUGCCUCUCUAUAUCGAGCCCUUGUGAUUCUACUGCGACCUGCCGCCUCUUUCUCGCUCUAGUCUGCGUCUCUGUACCUCUACUGGCCCCACCAUCGUCGACGCUCUGCAC
Molecule: messenger RNA, 1196 nt
Organism: Schizophyllum commune H4-8
Lineage: Eukaryota; Fungi; Basidiomycota; Agaricomycetes; Agaricales; Schizophyllaceae
Exons: 3
Coding region: 1-909 (302 amino acids)
Source: RefSeq, a predicted model, not a curated record